AUGCCAAACAAAAACUACCCCCAUUUACUAGACAUUUACGCGUUCAAGAUACACGGCAAGGCUGUUAAGGAAACCAAGAAGCAGCUCCAUAAAGUCGAAUUUGAAAGGGCAAAAUUGGAGCUAGAUGGAGAAUAUGCCGAGAAAGAGAUUAAGAAGUUGGAGCAGGUUGAGAGGGGGCUAGAGAAAAGUUGCAGAAAGGUUGAUGAAUCGGAGAUCAAAGAGGAUAUAAGAGAACUUCGAAUGGAGCUGAGGAACCUGGAUAUGGAGAAGGAAAAUCGAGAUCGUGAGCAGAAGAAUCUCAAGGAGACUAAGAAGAGGCACCGGAAGUCGAUGGCCAAGCUACAGAGGAGAUAA
Molecule: messenger RNA, 354 nt
Organism: Fusarium oxysporum Fo47
Lineage: Eukaryota; Fungi; Ascomycota; Sordariomycetes; Hypocreales; Nectriaceae
Exons: 1
Coding region: 1-354 (117 amino acids)
Source: RefSeq, a predicted model, not a curated record